UGUGUAUCUAUGUCUGUGUCUAUGAGUGAUAUUUUUUUCCUUUCCGCCAUUUUGAGUCAGAGAGAAAGAAAGAAAGUGAGAGGAAAGAAACAGUAGCUGAAGCUUUGGAGCUAUAGUACCAGCAAUAGUUGUGACUCUCUGAUAUUUCUCGUGAUUUGCAUUUCAACCCUUUCUUUUUUUUUUCUCUCUCUCUCUCUCUCUCUCUCUUUCUUCAUUCACUGCUAGUGCUUUCUCAACCUCUAACCAAACCCACUUUGCUUUCUCUCGUGAGCUCUAACCAGUAUCCAUCUUCAACAAAAAUCAAGACCCCAGAAGAAGAACAAGCUUUUUGUUUGUCUGUCCCUUCCAAAAAAGCCUGUCUUUUUUUUUUUUCUAUUGUUUUUGAAGCUUUCUUUGUUUCCACUGCUUAUUGAUCACUGUGUCUCUCAGGACUGUUUUGGGACCACUCUCUUUGUUUCAGGUUUGGAUGCUUCAUUUUUGAAUUAGUGAAGAGGAUUUAACAAGCCAUUUGAAUCUGUAAAUCACUAUGAUAGAAGGAAGCUUCAGAGUAUAUUUGGUGUGUUUUCUAGAUUCUGUGCUGGUCCAUGUUCAAAAUUCUUCUCUAGAAUUGGGUUAAUUUUUGCAAGGCUGAAACUACUUUUUGUGGAAUUUUUAUGGAAUCAGCAAAGAUGGGGACUCUACCCGGUACUAGUGAAAUUGUUGAAUCAACAGAAGAAUCGGAUUCUCAAUAUAAAAUGGAUGAGAAAACUGUAAACCUCUGUAUGCAGGAAUUGGGAAAUAGAUAUUCUAUAGAGGAUGAUAUUAAUCGCCUUUUUCAGCAAAUUGACAUUAAAACUAAAGCUAGAAGAUUGGGUCAGUCGCAUGAAAUUGGUAGAGACCCUUUGCGAAAGAGUGCUCAGAAAAGGCCGAUGAGAGUUAGUUCGUCUCAUUCAUCAGGAAUUGGAAUAGCAGAGCCUGUGAGUUUGAAGCAAGCCCUAAGAGGACUCUGCAUCUCGCAGGCAUCUGAAAUGGCUGCCAUGAAGCGAUUAUCUAAGCCACCCAGUUCACCAGGAGUCUCAGAAGCAGGAACCAUCAAAAGGUUGUAUAGGGCAGUGGUUGUUGAGGCAAAUGGAGCUGGCAUUCCAACAAAAGAAGGUAAGGGCAAUUUGAUGGAAAUCUCUCUUGUACCAGAAAGAAGCAUGUCAAGAUUUUCUGAUAUGACACCUGAAUCCAUGCAAAUGCCCAAUGCAGAUUUAUCAAACCAUAGUGCUCAUCCUUCCACUCCUUCAGCUGGUGGAAUGAUGCCAGAUGCAAUGAUGACCAGAUUACCAUCACAGGAUCAGAUUGUUCCUUUGCAGACAGAUGUUGGGAGUGAAAUGUUAAAGGCAGAGGUCAGAAAACUAAAAUCUGCAGAUUCUUCAAUCACUAAUGUCAGCGAGAAGGUUCUGGAGGUGGAUGCAGCUGCUCCCACUUCAGUAGAAGUUCCAAGCAAAACUUUAAUGCCAGAUGGGGGGCAGAAAGGUAAGUUGCAUUCUCUGUCUUCCUCAUCUAGCUCCAGCAAUGCUAGUAGGGUAAGCAAAUGGGCUAGCAACAGUCAAAGUUUAAUGAAGCCAGUCUUCAGGAACAAGAACUCUAUCAAGACAAAAACAAAGCAGGAUUCAAGUUCUGCCUCAAGCAGUUCUAAUCCUUGUAAUGAAAAACUUGAUGAUGAUUUGGGUCCUAGUACAAGUAAUGUGGACAAUCAGACACAAAGUUGUACUAUGAAGCCUGAUAGGAAACAAAAUGAGAAGGCUUCUUCAGCAUCUAGCAGUAUGAAUGUUAGCAUUGAAGCCAAUUCAAGUACUUUGGACACGGGUUCAAGCAAACCAGGUUUCAGUUUGAAUUGUAGUAACAGAAGUAAAUCUCUUGUGACAAAGACUGAUGAGAGAUCGAGGUCUAGAGAAAAGGGGGAGUUCUCCCAAAGCUCAAAAAGUAGCAUUGGUGACUAUAGUACUAGCACAAGCAAUAGUGAGGAAAGCAAUGUGUGUGGGCCUAGUCGCAGUGGCAAGAGGCCUCACAUGUCUAAAGACUUGAGAUGGGAAGCCAUCCAUAGUGUUCAGAAGCAGCAAGGAAACUUAAGUUUGAGGCAUUUCAAGAUGCUUAGGAGGCUUGGUUGUGGAGACAUUGGGACUGUUUAUCUCGCUGAACUAACUAGUACAAACUGCCUAUUUGCUUUGAAGGUGAUGGAUAAUGAUUUUUUGGUGAGCAGGAAAAAAAUGCCCAGGGCCCAAACUGAAAAAGAGAUAUUACAAAUGCUGGAUCAUCCUUUUCUUCCUACUCUGUAUGCCCAUAUUGCAACGGAUAAGCUGUCAUGUUUGGUUAUGGAGUAUUGUCCAGGUGGAGAUUUGCAUGUGCUGCGGCAGAAGCAACCAAGCAGGUGUUUCUCGGAACAAGCUUCCAGGUUUUAUGUUGCUGAAGUUCUCCUCGCACUGGAGUAUUUACAUAUGCUUGGAGUUGUGUACAGAGACUUGAAACCAGAAAAUAUCCUGGUCAGAGAAGAUGGUCACAUCAUGCUCUCAGAUUUUGACUUAUCACUGAGAUGUGCUGUCAAUCCGAUGGUGGUUAAAUCUUCUUCUCCCAUCCUGGAACCCGUGAAAAAGAUGUCAAGUCCAUGUACCGAAUCUAGCUGCAUCGAUCCUUUUUGUCUCCAACCAUCUUGGCAAGUCCCAUGCUUCACUCCUAGACUUAUAUCUGCUGCAGCAAAAGCUCGGAAGAUAAAAGCUGAUCUAGCUGCCCAGGUCAGCCCACUCCCACAGCUUGUCGUGGAGCCAACAAGUGCUCGAUCAAACUCCUUUGUAGGAACCCAUGAAUACCUUGCUCCUGAGAUCAUCAAAGGGGAGGGUCACGGGAGUGCUGUUGAUUGGUGGACGUUUGGAAUUUUUCUGUUUGAACUGUUAUAUGGUAAGACGCCCUUCAAGGGUUCAGGAAAUGAGGAAACACUAUCGAACGUAGUGUCACGGAGCCUCAAGUUUCCAAAUAGCCCUAUAGUUAGCUUUCAUGCAAGAGAUUUGAUUAGAGGCCUUCUCAUAAAGGACCCCGAAAAUCGGUUAGGAUCUGUGAAAGGGGCUGCAGAGAUCAAGCAGCACCCUUUCUUUGAAGGCCUUAAUUGGGCUCUAAUACGGUGUGCAGUACCACCGGAGCUGCCAAAGUUCUCUGAUAUUGAAAGUGCUGCAACAGCCGCACAGAAAAAGGAGAGUGCUAAGUGUAAUGAGCUUGAGACUACAGGAGGAGAGUAUGUGGAGUUUGAGCUAUUCUAAUUAGAAGAGGGUUUUCUUUUCUUAACUUUUUCUUCCUUGUUGCAACUGAUAAUAUAGUUUAUAAUGUAAAUGUUAUACAAUACUAUGGCGGCAUAUUAUAGAGUUUUACAUAUAAAAUAUGAAUCAGUAGCUGAGAGUCCAAAUGGGAACCAAGGGGAGCCUUUUUCUCUACCCUUGUUGGUAGGUUUUAUUUCAUGCACUUGUACCUUAAUUGGCCAAGCUCGUGGGACAUUAUACAUUAAACAUAUUCACUUUCAUGGUCUUUUAUGGCUA
Quercus robur (English oak) is the source of this 3548-nucleotide messenger RNA. RefSeq names its product serine/threonine-protein kinase D6PKL1-like. Lineage: Eukaryota; Viridiplantae; Streptophyta; Magnoliopsida; Fagales; Fagaceae. The coding region runs from base 654 to 3275 and encodes 873 amino acids. Gene Ontology annotation, molecular function: ATP binding; protein serine/threonine kinase activity. Gene Ontology annotation, cellular component: nucleus; cytoplasm; plasma membrane. The record is from RefSeq and is a predicted model, not a curated record. The transcript is spliced from 3 exons. Gene Ontology annotation, biological process: protein phosphorylation.